AUGUUGCACUGUUUAAAAUGCGCUUCUGCAAUAGUAGAAAAUGAGCAAUAUUACAUUGCUGGAGAUAUGGGUCCAGAAAUCAUUACCAUUCUGGAAAAUGCAGAUCAAUUGAUGGAUGAAAAUGGACCAAUAUGUUCACAAUGUUUUGCAAACAUAUUGCAAGAAUUAUCUGUCGGUUCAAAUCUUGAAAAUGAGCUCCAGCGCCCUAAUGCCAAUACUAUCAAUAUAUUGUGUGUUUGGUGUCAACGAAGACUAGGUAGCGGACGUUGUCAUUCUGUUUCAGAGGGGCCUGAGAGAUAUUAUAUCUCUGAAAGAAUUUCUCCAAGACAAAUACCUGAAGGUGCAGUGGUUUGUCAUCUUUGUUGGACAAAAACUCAACAAGAAUUACGUAGACAAGGAGUUUCAUAUGUGCCAUCACCUAAUACAAUUUUUUGUAUAUGGUGUCUUCGGUCACUUGCCAACACACGCAGGCACUCAAUACCAGAUGGCCCAGAACGAAAUGAAAUUAUAGCUAGGAUCCAUCCUAGAAGAAUUCCUCCUGGCGGAUGUGUCUGUUAUGCGUGCUGGAUUGCAGCGUGUAGAAAUGUGCAAAGAGCUGCUAAUAUUGAGGAAGGGCAGCAAAAUCCAGAACCUUCAUAUCAAAAUUAUGGAGCAGACUGUGUUUGGUGUAAAAUAACUUUAUUUCAAAGGCAAGUUCGUAUUUUACGUGACGGCCCUGAAAGGGAUAUAGUGUCAGAUAAUAUUUAUCCCAAUGAGUUACCAGAACAUGCCCUCUUGUGUAUUGAUUGCUGGGCACGGGCACAAGAACAUGUGCAAAUUGCUGAAGGCAGUGUAGUGCAGCCUGCUGGAACAACAAAUCCUUCGAUAAGCCUGGCAGAUGAUUAUAAGCAUACACCAAAUUCUAGCAGACAUUGUUUCGUUCCAUUUUGUACCAACCCUGAGAGGCUCAAUGUGCCAGAUUUUUUAAGGAAGAGGAUUUUGCAAUCAACAAAAAUAUAUGUCACAGAAAAUUGCAGAAUUUGUGCUGAACACCAAACUACCUAUAAUUGGGAGUUUUUAGAAGAAAAUGAAUUCUCAAGUAAUUUCACACAGGCAGAAAUAAAAUCAAUGUUAAACCUCAGUCUAUGUCAAGACUUAACCAAUAAUAAUUUGGACUUUGAAAGGUUUAAUGAAUUCGACGAGAAUGUUUUUAAGUACUGGACUGGCCUCACUAAAGAAAAUUAUUUGAUUAUUUUAAAUCAAAUUAGUCCAGCAUUGGGUUGUAAAUUUCAAAAAACGGCGUUGGGUGCAUAUUUAAUUAAAAUAAGAACAGGGGAUUCCCAUGAAAGAAUUUCCUCUCUGUUGGGUAUUAGUAAAACCGAACUUGUCAGGCUACUCCAAAGAGCUCGAGAAGCUUUAACAAGUUUGUUCGUGCCCCACCACUUGGGGCUUAAUCACAUUACUAGAGAUGAUCUGAUAAGCAGGAAUUUAUUAAUACCUGAGGGCUUAUUCGGUAACAGAGAAGAGAGAAAGCCAAUAGUCAUAUGCGAUGGAACAUACAUAUACCUACAAAAAUCCUCUAACUAUUUUUUUCAGAAAAAAACAUAUAGCUUGCACAAAUAUCGCAAUUUAGUUAAACCAUUUUUACUAGUAGCUACUGAUGGUUAUAUCCUGGACAUUUUUGGCCCUUACCCGGCAAUUGAUUCUGAUGCCAGUAUUAUGAAAGCCUUAUUCCAAAAUGAAAAUGGCGAUUUGCGCCUGUUUUUUAUGGAAAAUGACAUUUUCAUUUUGGACAGAGGCUUUCGGGAUGCUAUUUCUUUUCUCGAAGAAUUGGGCUAUGUAAUACAUAAGCCAUUGAAUUGUGAAGAAGGAGAGGCUCAAUUAUCGACGAUUAAUGCUAAUAAAUCCAGAUGUGUCACCUUGUGUAGAUGGGUAGUAGAGGUGGUGAAUGGAAGAUUAAAAAGAGAUUUUAAAUUAUUCCGACAGGACCACUUCAACGCAGCUGCCACCCAUCUAAUGGACGAUUUGCGUAUUUGUGCAGCUAUGAUUAAUGCUUUCCAUCCAGUUAUUGUUGAUAGGCCGGAUGACCAGGUGAUACUAAAUCGUGCACUACAAAGGCUACAUAUGCCAAAUGAAUUGGCAGAAUUAAUUGUAGCCAAUAGAAUUAACAGAUAUCGAGCCCAUUUCACAAGAAUUGACGCACAACUUCCAGAAUUAGAUAUUUUUCCUGUAAUGACUAUGUCUGAUCUCAAAAUUUUUGGAUUAGGGACAUACCAAAUUAAGCAGGCAAGAAGCUAUUAUGGGGAACAUAUAAGACAGCAUGGUUCAUUUCAGGUGGAAAUAUCUAAUGAUCUGGAAGUUGUGACCCAAUUAAUAUCAUCCCAACAAGACGCUGUUUUAAUAAGAGGCCGCAUAAAAUCUCGCCAUCACUCGGGCAGAGCCUAUUAUACAUAUAUACUGUUGGCGAGACAAGAAACAAGUUGGGAUAAGAUGAUUGCAGGAUAUUAUUGCAGUUGCACUUCUGGACAACGGACAGUGGGUUGCUGUGCCCACAUAAUGACCGUUGUCUGGUAUUUGGGAUGGGCUCGGUAUCAAAAUUCCAUAACCGCACCGGCCUCAAUUCUGGAUGGCAUUUUAGUAAGAGAGGAUUUUGAAGUAGGAUAA
Parnassius mnemosyne (clouded apollo) is the source of this 2643-nucleotide messenger RNA. NCBI's taxonomy places the organism in Eukaryota, Metazoa, Arthropoda, Insecta, Lepidoptera, Papilionidae. The record is from the annotation of a GenBank genome assembly.